Gongylonema pulchrum is the source of this 1092-nucleotide messenger RNA. Lineage: Eukaryota; Metazoa; Nematoda; Chromadorea; Rhabditida; Gongylonematidae. The record is from the annotation of a GenBank genome assembly.
UCAGCCAUAAGUCGAUGCCAGAAAUGCAUUGAUGAAGCAAAUGCGGAGUUGGCCCAAAAAGCUCAAGAAAUCCAGGAUGCUGCUGGUCGAGCAGUGAGCAGUGCUCGCUCCGGUGUCGAGAAAGCUCAGGCAGCGAUUGCUUCGGAAGCAGAUAAGGCCAAACAAAUUGCCCACAAAGCAAUUGAGCAAGCUAGUGCCAACGCAUUUGCAAUCGUUGCUGCACAAAUCGCUGAUGCUCGACGAACUGCAGCGGAAGCAGCUGAAAAGGCGCGAAAGGAGGCGCAAGAUGAAGCCGCACGUCAGAUUGAGGAAGCACGCCGUGCCUCAGAUCUUCUCGUCGAAAAGACCAAAAAAGAAGCCCAAGAAGCUGCAGACCGGAUGAUUGAAGAAGCCCAAAGAAACGCUGGUAUACAUUUCACAGUUUUCGUUAAUCAUUUUGAAGAUGUAGCAAUUGCGCGAGCUAGAGAUGAAGCUCGUGGUGAGGCUUUCAAGGAUCUUGAAGAGGCAAAGAUAACUGCAGGUCUCUCUGCUGAGCAAGCGAAGAAAGAAGCUGAAAAUGAAGCGAACAGAAAGAUUGAGGAAGCCAGAGCUGCAGCAGAAAAAUUGGCCAAUGAUGCACGAAAAGUGGCGCAAGAAGAAGCGAAUCGCAAGAUCCAGGAAGCAUUCGCCAGUGCAAGCGCAAAAGUUGAAACAGUGAAAAAGGAAGCAGAAGAAGAGGCCGCCCGUAAGGCAGACGAAGCUAAGCGUCUUGCAGAUGAAGCUGCCGAAAAGGCGCGUCAAGAAGCGCAGGAGGAAGCAGACCGUGAAAUCGAAGAGAUCCGAAAGAAAGCAGAUGAGGCAGCUGAAAACGCUAAGCGGCAAGCCUAUGAGAUCAUGCAGCGACAGGUUGCUGAUGCUAAAAAAGCUGCUGAGGAAGCUCGAGAACAGGCCGCGAAAGAUGCACAAGAGCAAGCUCAGCGACAAAUUGAAGAGGCCAAACAAGCAGCAGAUAGAGCAGCUGAGCAAGCGCUAAAGGCUGCUCAGGAAAAGGCAGCCAAGGAAGCAGAGGAAGCUAAACGUGCUGCUGGUAAGGCCCAGCUUAAUGAACGUUGA